AUGUAUCAACUGGCACAAGACGAAUCCACAAAAAGUAUCGAAGAACCGACAUCACCACCCUCCUCCACCGAGGACGUCCUCGAGUUCGAGCCGCAGUUCGACUACGAAGAACGAGGAGCUUUCACACCCUUCCGUAUACACGGUUUCGACAACACUGGUAUCCCCGGAGGAGAAUAUAUUGGCAAGAACUUGUCCUGUUCAUCUCUCGCGCAUUCGGCCGAGGUUGGAGUACAGGAGUCGUUUUUCCUGAAUGACAACCUCAUGGAAAUCGCAGCAGACCUUGACAAGCACCCCAUGGUCAACUACCGGCCUACCGUUGGCAGAAUUGGCGAAGACAAAUUCCCCCUGUCGCAGAUCGUCGAGAUGUCAUGGGAUAGACUCGCCACUGCUUGCGUCUUCAUGCAGGACUAUGGCGUCUACCUCUGCGUGUCGCGAGUCAUGUAUCAUCCCAACGGGAAAAACGAAAACUGCCUCAUCAGCUUCCUACGAGGCCAGAUAUUCAGCGAGUCCUGGAUCCAUCUGGACCGGUACAGGCUGCAGUGGCAGGACCAGGAAAUCGUCUUCCCCAAGAUUUUCGACACAAAGACCGAAUUUGAGAUCAACGGGGCACUGUACGGUCCCGAAGAUGCUCGCAUCAUCAUCGAAGAAGACGUGCAAGGCGCUGAGCCGGUGGUGGUGUUCAACAUGAUCUCAACACAGUCCGACUGGAAGCGAGCCAUUUGGGUCUUUCGUCCAUUCUCCCAACGCUCGCGGAUCCUCACCAUUCGAGGACAAGAGGAGAGAGCACAGACGGAGAAGAAUUGGGCUCCUUUCUUCGUGAGAGAGAGCGACAACGACGACGACAACAACAACACCAACAGCCUGAUGAAUGCCAAACGACAGCCGAGUGAACAUAUUCAUUUCAUCUGGCGGUUCCAACCGCUGACGGUUCUAAAAUGCCACUUGAUUUCAGGAAUGUGCGACAUUGUGUACGAGCAGACGACAAACCCAGAGCUGAUGAGCUACCACGAGGACCAUGACGCAAGUCUCAGAGGCGGGACGCAACUCGUCCCCAUCCCGCUCUCGCACAAGCAAUCCAGGUCCUUUGGCGCGGCUGGCGUGCAGGCCUUUGCAGCGUUCCCCAGAACCCACAUUGAGAACGCAGGCGGUUGCGGCAUGGCUGUCUACAGACCUGAACUGGGCGUGCUCGUCACAAACACUACGCAUUACUACCUCAGUUACGGAUCCAAAGCUAUCGACUUUGGCCCAAACAUGGUCAUGGAUGCAGCGACGGUCGUUGAUGUCUGCACCAGAGGCCGGAUCAUGAUCACCAACAGCAUCGCCAGAUGGGACAUGAACGCCCAUGACGCACGAGGCGCCCAGACGGAUAUCAUGACGCUGACGCUUUCCGUUGACGAUGCGACGGUGCAGGUUCUUCGGCUCAGUGGCAUCUGGGACCUGUUGAAGAGUCUGCCUUCGCUGGCGGGAUAUUUUGGCCAAUCGGGCGCCAGUGAGAUUGAAGAGUUUCCCGCCAUCGAAAAGGUCGCGGAUGAAUGGCUCGACGCUCGCGUGAGGGUGGUUGACCCCUUUGAGCGUGCCAACGCCGUAGGCUGGGACGUCCGCGCCUGCCUGGAGGAGUCGGCGCUCGAGUACGUCCGGGUCAGUUCGGACAAGCACAAUCAGAACCAAGACCAGGUCAACCGUGAGAAGGAGGAAGAACGGAACAAGAUCAUCGAGGAGGAAGAGAUGAGGAAGAAGGCAGAGCAGGAAGAGGCCGCGAGAAUGAGAGAGGAGGAGAGAGCACAGAGGAAUGCCGCAGCAGCCAAAAAGCAGGCCGAGGUUAAAGACAAGAAGAACAAGGGUGAGGCAGAGAAGAAGAAGAAGGAGCAGGAAGAGCAGAAGAAGAAGAAGGACGAGGAAGAGAAGGCGAAGUUGGAAAAGGAGAAGGAGACAUUGGAGAAGGAAAAGGCCGACCUGGCGGAAGUGGACGAGGAGGACAAGAUCGAUGCUCAGUUAACCAAGGCUGCUGCCGCCGCCGCCGAAGCCAUCAAGGGUAAGAAGCCCGUCGAUGACGCCCUACCGAAGCACGGAGAGAAGAGACCCGUCGAGGACGACCUACGGAGACACGGAGACGACGACGGUGAGUCUGAAAAGGAUGACGUUUUAGAGGCCUGGGAAUACGGGAAUCGUUGA
Messenger RNA from Exophiala spinifera, 2172 nucleotides. RefSeq lists its product as uncharacterized. The coding region runs from base 1 to 2172 and encodes 723 amino acids. NCBI's taxonomy places the organism in Eukaryota, Fungi, Ascomycota, Eurotiomycetes, Chaetothyriales, Herpotrichiellaceae. Gene Ontology annotation, molecular function: mannosyltransferase activity. The transcript has a single exon. The record is from RefSeq and is a predicted model, not a curated record.